UCACCAGAUUCCGGUCGGAGUAUCCCCGCUUGCACACAGCGAUCGCCGAGUAUCAUUGACAGGGGAGACACCUCGGCACACUGCUUUGAAUGGCUGUGCACAGCACAGCCAUCCAAAGCAGUGUGCUUACAGUGAAGCCCACUGACAUGGCCCCCUAUGUAAAACACUUCCAGCACACAGUUAACCCUUUGAUCACCCCUCAUGUUAACCCCUUCCUGCCCAGUGCUAUUAGUACAGUGUCAGUGCUUUUUAUUAGCAUUAAUCACUGUAUUGGUGUCACUGGGGAUGCCAGUGACACCAAGCCAGUUCCUCCCAAUGUCAAAAUGUCUGCCACAGUCCUG
This is a messenger RNA of Staurois parvus, 341 nucleotides long. The record is from the annotation of a GenBank genome assembly. NCBI's taxonomy places the organism in Eukaryota, Metazoa, Chordata, Amphibia, Anura, Ranidae.